Molecule: messenger RNA, 1213 nt
Organism: Oryzias latipes (Japanese medaka)
Lineage: Eukaryota; Metazoa; Chordata; Actinopteri; Beloniformes; Adrianichthyidae
Product: microfibril-associated glycoprotein 4
Biological process (GO): elastic fiber assembly
Source: RefSeq, a predicted model, not a curated record
AAAUUCCUUCUGUUCCACAGUUUCAGACUUUGAUUCCUUAAACACCAAGAAGCAGCUCAAGGACUGCUCUUCUUCUGAAGUUUCUCCAAAUAUCAGAGACCUUGAAGGAAGCGAAAAGGUCAAAGAUGCAAAGUGCUGCUCUGCUGUCAGUCCUGGUCCUGGUUCCACAGCUGGUGGGCGGUCUUCCUGGGGUUCCUCCUGUGGACUGCAGUGAUAUCUACGACCAGGACAACAGCAGAGCCAGUGGAGUUUACACCGUCUAUCCCAUAGAAGACACAUAUGGGGUCCAGGUGCACUGCGACAUGGAUUCCCUCGGAGGACAGUGGAUGGUCUUCCAGAGGAGGAUGGACGGUUCUCUGAACUUCUACAGACCCUGGGAUUAUUACAGGACGGGCUUUGGUUCUGCUGAUGGAGAGAUCUGGUUGGGUCUGGAGAAUCUCUUCCAGCUCUGUUUGAGGAAAAAAUAUGAGCUGCUGGUCGACAUGGAGGAGUUUGAAGGAAACAAGGCGUACGCUCGCUACUCCUCCUUCUCCAUUGGUCCAGAGGAUGAAGGAUACAAACUGGAGGUGACGGGAUUCACUGAUGGAGGAGCAGGAGACGCUCUGAGCUACAACAGUGGAAUGAAGUUCUCCACCUUUGACAAAGACCAGGAUGCCUGGCAUGACAACUGUGGGAAAAAAUCUUUAGGGGCGUUCUGGUAUAAAGAGUGCACCUAUGCAAACCCUAACGGCAUUUAUCGUUGGGGGAAAGAUGGUGCAAUCCAGGCAGUUGGGGUGGAGUGGGAACAAUGGAAGGGUUCUAACUAUUCUCUGAAGAGCAUCAGCUUUAAGAUCCGUCCUUUAAGAUAAUUCUUUGUCUGAUGGCAUUCCCACAUAUUAACAUGCAAUCAAGAAAACAAUUGAAGGAAAUACAUGUUUGCCAUACAUGAGACAUGAGGCCAGGAGGCACAUUGCCCGCAUGGAUUUUAACCCUAAUCCUAAUUCUUUAAGACAAACGUUCAGCUGUGCAGUUUGGCCUGCUGUGUACAAAUAAUCAGUGGAACCAUUCAGUCACAAGCUAACCUUAAUAUGUAGAUAUAAAAUUACAUGACUGAUUGUUAGAAGCUGAAUUCAAGUGUUAUGUUCCGCUGUCAAUAAAGAAGAAGCAGAGCAGUGAUGUUUCCACUUUGUUUUUAUGUCUGCAAUAAAUAUGGCUGACCUCAUGUUCAAGUUCA